Messenger RNA from Cryptomeria japonica (Japanese cedar), 4879 nucleotides. RefSeq names its product ALBINO3-like protein 3, mitochondrial. Bases 139 to 1122 code for a protein of 327 amino acids. The record is from RefSeq and is a predicted model, not a curated record. The transcript is spliced from 15 exons. Gene Ontology annotation, molecular function: membrane insertase activity; protein binding. Gene Ontology annotation, cellular component: mitochondrial inner membrane. Gene Ontology annotation, biological process: mitochondrial respiratory chain complex IV assembly; protein insertion into mitochondrial inner membrane from matrix. Lineage: Eukaryota; Viridiplantae; Streptophyta; Pinopsida; Cupressales; Cupressaceae.
ACGGAUUUCACAACCUCACUGGCCUUCCCUGGUGGCUGUCAAUAGUUGCUUCAACUGUUGUCAUUCGAUUGGCAAUGCUUCCUUUUUCAAUUUUGCAAAUCAUAAAGACCAUUAAGAUUUUGAAGAUGCGAUCCAAAUAUGAAAGAAGACCAGGGCAAGACAAGGACGACCUUCUCCGGUCCAACAUCAUCAGGGACGACCUCUUCCAGUCCAGCAUUCGAAGGGAAGAUGCCUGUUUUGUUUUCUUCAAUGUUCGCAGUUCAGUGGAUGUGUGUGAACCUUCACCCUGGCUUUGAUAGUGGGGGCGCAAUGUGGUUUGUUGAUCUUACCGAGCAUAUACAUGGUCCUUUGGGUGUUCUUUUUCCAAUUUCUAUGGCAGCAGAUUUUUUACUUAAUGCGCAGCUAUCAUUGGCAGUGUUGAAAGUUGUAAAUAUUUCUGGAUCAUUCCGUGUCAUCAGAAAGUCGUACAAGUCAUAUUUGCAGGGUUUGACAGUGCUAGGCUUCAUACUUGGGUUCUUUAUGCCAAAAGGUGUUCUCAUUUUCAUGUUAUCCAACCUCACCUUCUCAACUAUGCAGAUAUUGCUCCUUAAGUAUCUUUACCACUUCUUGAUGUCACGUCUUAAUCCCUCAGCUGACCUGCUUAAGGCUGCAGCUCAACAUGAAGCUGAGGGUCAUCUGGAAAGUGCUUUGCAAGUACUGAGAGAAGCCAUAGAAAAGGAUCCAGAAAGUUCAGAACCCUAUAUUGCAAUGGGUGCAGUUCAAUUUAAGAAAAAGUUAUGUGAUGAAGCUGUCAAUCAAUAUGAGCUUGCUAUUUCCAAGGCUACAAAUGAUGAUGUUUUGGUUGCUGUACAUCUAUAUGCCGGGUUUGUACUACUAUCUCAGGAAAAGAGGGUGGAAGCAAUAGCACAUUUAAGAAAAAUCACAGCAUUUGAAGAGCCAGUGGACCUUAAGUCUAAAUCUCUUUAUUAUCAAGGAUUGUUCCUUUUAGCCAGCACUUUAUUUAAUGAUGGCAAAAAAGAUGAAGCUGCUCAGUAUUUACGAAUAGCUGCAAAGUAUGAUCCUUCGAUGAACAUUUAUUUGCAAGAAUGUGAAGAAACUAAGGACAUUGAACCAGGUCGAUAACUGCCCUUUGAUGGUACUACAUUUGUACAGGAAUCAACUCACUUACCUUUUGGAUCUGGUCAUGGAUUCUUUGAUAUUCAAUGAUAUUAGGAGUGUUUACCUAACAGAAUAUAUGAUAUUUUCCACCUCCAAUUUCACUCAUCAUAAAAUCUAUGAUGUUUGAGGUCCAUGACCAUCUUUGAAUAUGUCAUAUCCCAGUCUUAGUACAUAAUCGCUGCAUUAAAUAAUUAACACAUAGGCAAUUAAUUAUGCCAGGCCGACCCAGUAUUGAUAAUAAGCAUUGACAAAAAUUAUUUAUAGUGGGGCCGACCUCAAUAGUAAUUAAAAUAGGCUAUUUUAAAGAGGGCCGAUCCAAACUAAUUUAAGAGCAAUUUUUAUUGAUAAUAAUCUAUUUAAAAAAGGCCGACUCAGAUGGUGCUCAAGAGGUGUCACUCUUGCCAAAUAAGAGUUAUAAAAAGAAGGAUCUAGCCAUCCAAAAAGGAGGCAAAAAAUGGGAAAAAGGAUAUGAUCUGAAUAUAUAUUAAAAAUCAGCAAAUCAGAAGAAAAAUGCAAAAAUCGAAUAGGGUAAGCAUUGGUUUGAAAUCAGGUAUCAAGCCCAAAAAGGAGCAGGUUCUGAUUUUCAUAUAUAGACAACCAAAUAUUAGUGAGUCUCUGUGUGGAGAUCAAGGGCAUCGAAUCAGAAUAACGUGUAUAUCUACCGAAGCUGAAAAUCAGUAAUUAAGAAGGGAUUGUCAAAAGUAUCAGAAAUAUAAGACAGUCUGAUCUGAAAAAAGGGAUCAAGAAAUUGGAGAAGCAGCAAGAUCCAAUCAGACAAUAGCAACCUUACAUGUAAUCUACACACGUCUUAAAACAGUUAGAUCAAAUCAUGCACAAUCCUAUACAGUGAUCUGGUAUCCUAAUUACCUUUCUGGUAUGCAACAUGAUAAUGUUUCUAUACAUAAUUAUUACAUAUCAAUAUAUGCAAUAAUAAGUAUGCAACAUGAUAAUAUAUUUACAUAACCUUUCAUAUAUUAGAUAUAGGCAAUAAUAUAUAAUAUCUAGUCUAUUGCUGCAAUCAAUCAUGACAAGGUUGGUAAGGGAGUGUAAGGAGGGAGAGCAGAUACGGAACCUCCUUCUAAAUAGGCCACUCCAUGCUGGAUGCCCAAUGUGCUUGCCACUUGGGGCCAAGGGGUGAAAAGUCACGCUCUUGGGCUUAGAUGAGAUGUUUUGGGUGCCCUAUUGCAGCUUCCUCUCCAACCUAUGCGUUGAUUGAUGGAGGACACACUUAUAUGUGGGUUAAUGAAGUAGCACGGAUUGGGAAGGCAAAAACAGGCUCACUUACUACUUAGACCAUCCCAUGUUGUAGGUCCAAUGUGCCUACCACUUGUGGCCAAGGAGUGCAAACCUUGGGCUGAGAUGAGGGAUGUUUUGGGCGUCAUAUUGUGUUUCCUUAUUCAACCAUCCAAUAUGAUUGAUUACUAUAUUUGUAUGUUGCCUAUUCAUUAAGUUCAAUAUAUUCUACUGUUAUCACAAAUGACCACUAAUGCAAUUGAUUGUAUACGCAAUUAUUUGUUAUUUAACAAACCCUAACCCUAAUAAAAUAAAUAGGUCACAAUUAUAUUUCAUAAUUUCUUUGGAUCAAUACCAACCUCCCCUCACCUCUUGUUCUCCUAUUUUUCCUCUAUUCCUCUUUCUCAAUUUCUUUUGUGGAGUAGAUAGCCAUACAUCUCUCUCUAGGUGAUUAGAUUACAAUUUUAUGAUAUGACUAUAUAUAUUAUGCAGUCUCACCUUGAAUUGAAUUUCUCUUGCAUUUCAUUUUCUUUGAGGCAAAUUCUAAUUUCCAUUUUCUAUAUUGGUAGUUUGUUAUUAUUUGCAUAUUAUGAGUAUGGGUAGUUUUCUAUGGUUGCUUUGCAAAAUCAAUUACAAGAAUAAAGAAUAAAAAUACAUAUGAAUACCAAUCUCUCUUAUGGAAAAAUGUAUUCUUGAUAUUUCAUAAUUCUGUAUGUGUUACUAUACUUUAGUAGGCUUAUUUCUCCUCGAGUAUCAUAAAUUAGCUAAGUGGGGGGAAAUGUAAGAACAAAAAUUGUACAUCGUGCAAUUCAUUUUUAACAGCAUAAAGGAGCAUAAGAUAUCAAAGUGCAUUAUGUUGCCUUGUGAAGAAGCCUUGCACAUAUUUUGACAACAAUUCAAAUUCCACAAGAAUGAAGUCAUACAUAUUUAUUUGCAAGACAUAAUUAUUGCCAUUGAAAUUCCAUUGGUGGAACUAAUGCAUCCAAUCUACAGAUAACAUAGAAACAAAUACAUAACUACUAGUCCAAACUAAAGUAGAAACUCCAUAAAUUGAGACAUCUUCCUCUGUCCCAGUACUUAAACAAAUCUCUCUUAGUCAUGAACAAUUGAUAAACAAAUAUAGCUUUAACUCUCCUUUGAAUUUAGGUACAUCUACUCUUCUCUUCAUUCCUUUUCUAGUCUUAACAUCAAUCAACUUCUCCAUAGGAUUUUAAAAUAGAAUGAAAAAUCCUUGCAUUUCAAGUUCAUCCUCAUAAUCUUUAGGUUGCAAUAUAGCCUCUAAAGAUUUUUUUAUUCAUAACAAUUUUUCACCAAGUGCCCUCUAGUUUAUAACAUUUCUUCUCCUCCUACUCCAUUGCAUUUUGAUACCUCUUUAUUUCAUCCAUCUAACCUACACUUGAGAUACUUUGAUAUCAAUCUAAUAUAAACAUGGGGGAAAAUGUAUACACAAAACUUAUAAUUUAGGGUCUUUUAGUUUAAGUUCUAGCAUUCUACAAAAGAAAGAAGAACAAAGAUAGGAACAUCCAUGUCAUCAAUGUUGGGAAUGGAGAUAAAGAAGUGUGUUUGUAAGAAAUGUAAAUAUUUAGGAGAAUUUGAAAGACCAACACUACAAUUUAAAUAGUGGAUAAUAAAAAAUGGAACUAGGAGAGAAGUCCACAAGAGUAAUUAAGGAAGAAUAUAGUAAUUUGGAAUACAAAGGUGUUGAGGAUUAUGUUUAAGGUGUGAACUUCUUCAUGAAAUGAUAUUUUCUAACAAAUGGAAAUGCAUUAAAAUGAUGCAUAUUCGAUUGGAUGUAACUAUAAUAUGAGAGAUCAAAGGAUGCAGACACACCUAGCUUGUAUCACAUCUACAUUUUAUUCACCCAAUGCUAUAACAAAAAAUAAUUGUUAGUUAAUAAAAGAUCAAGAGAUACAUAGGGAUGCCCUGUGUCUAAGCAUACAUUAAUUUCCUUUAUCCUGUGUGUACAUUCUUUUUAAUAUAUAAUAUUUAACAUGUACUAUUUAACGCAUUUAUGUAACAUGCAUUAUUUUUAGGACUCAACACAUCCAUCGGAGUAGGAUUCUCACUCAAAGGUCACUCCACACAUAGCCAACAUGAUGGCUCCACCACUUAGAGGCAUUUGUGUCCACCUUUCUAGACAUUUGUAGACAUUUCCAUAUGUUUGAUGAUAUGUACAUUUAUUUGUGUUUAAUGAUAUAUUUCUAGUACUUGAUUACAUGUUUGACAUGAUACGUUUAUAUGUCAUCCGUAUACAUUUCUAGCUAGACCUGUGUUUGCACAUUGUUAGAUGAUCUACAUGUCUAUGGACAUUUAUGUUUGAGAUCAUAUAUUUCUCAACUUGAGCUUACAUGUUUAAUGACAUGUUUAUUCGAGACGUGCAUGUGUACAUGUAUACAUUUGUACAUCAAGAUAUGUUUGCAUAUUUGACACAUGAUUUGCAUUUAUGGACAUUUAUACAUUUGAUAUAUAUAUCAUACAAAUUUGUGUA